GGUGAAAUACCAAAAUUCCAUUUCUGUGCUUUUCCCGUGUCCGUGCGGAUCUAGGGUUUGGAUUCCUUCUCAAUUGAGUCGUGCGGGUUUCAGUUCUCGUCUCUGAUUGUGUUUUGCCGGAAUAAAUUCAGGUUUUCGUUAGAGAGAAGAGAGGGAUGGUGCUGUCGCAGAAGCUUCACGAAGCGUUCAAAGGGACGGUGGAGAGGAUCACCGGGCCUCGUACUGUCUCCGCUUUCAAGGAGAAAGGAGUUUUGAGCGUCUCGGAGUUCAUCCUUGCCGGAGACAAUCUUGUAUCCAAAUGCCCUACCUGGUCCUGGGAAUCAGGUGAACCGAGCAAGAGAAAGUCCUACUUACCAGCUGAGAAGCAGUACUUGAUUACUAGAAAUGUACCAUGCCUAAGGAGAGCUGCAUCUGUGGAAGAAGAGUAUGAAGCUGCUGGGGGGGAGAUUCUUCUUGAUAAUGAAGAUAAUGAUGGUUGGUUGGCAACCCAUGGGAAACCUAAAGAUAAAAAUGAUGUGGAGGAAAACUUGCCUUCCAUGGAAUCCGUAGAAAUCAGCAAGAACAAGACUGUUAAAGCAAUCCCUUCGUAUUUUGGGGGUGAUGAUGAAGAAGAUAUACCUGACAUGGCUGAUUAUGAAGAAGCUGACAAUGUUAUUGAGACAGAUGCUGCAACACUGCAACCCACAUACCUUGUUGCUAAUGAGCCAGAUGAUGACAAUAUCUUACGGACACGUACAUAUGAUGUUAGCAUCACCUAUGACAAAUACUAUCAGACUCCUCGUGUCUGGCUUACUGGUUAUGAUGAGUCAAGGAUGCUUUUACAACCAGAGCUUGUGCUGGAAGAUGUUAGUCAGGACCAUGCGCAUAAAACGGUUACCAUUGAGGAUCAUCCCCACUUACCUGGGAAGCAUGCUUCUGUUCAUCCAUGUCGUCAUGGGGCUGUGAUGAAGAAGAUCAUUGAUGUUCUGAUGUCACGUGGUGUGGAACCGGAAGUUGACAAGUACCUUUUCUUAUUCUUGAAAUUUGUUGCGUCUGUGAUUCCAACAAUUGAGUAUGACUACACUAUGGACUUUGAUCUUGGAAGCUCUAGCAAUUAAUUCAAGGUACACAAUACUUGUACAUACAACCCUAAAUGUUUAUCUCGUGAUGGUUCUCUAUGAAUGUCGGUGUUUAUGGAGAGACUGGAAUGCUGCACCUGUGGUUCGGCUGAUCAGACAUUAAAGUCUGUUGAUAACCAUUGCACUGCCUGUCAAUGAUGCUCUGCCGGACUAUGAUGAAUUUACUACCUGUUUAUUGUUUAAUAUACUUGUAUAGACAUUUCUUCCGUUUACUGUAAUUACUGAUGUUUGUAUGAACUAUAAAGUAUGAAUGGUGCUACACUGCUACCUUUUCAUCUU
Rubroshorea leprosula is the source of this 1397-nucleotide messenger RNA. The record is from the annotation of a GenBank genome assembly. Lineage: Eukaryota; Viridiplantae; Streptophyta; Magnoliopsida; Malvales; Dipterocarpaceae.